AUGCCCAAGAGAUUGCUUGAAAUCUUCGGAUCAGCCGAGAAACCAUUAAUCAGGCUGUCGACGAACCAUCGGUCGACUGCAUACGUAGCUCUUUCAUACUGCUGGGGCGCCGAUCAGCCGGCCAAAACGACGACAGCAAAUCUUCAUGACUAUCUGAGCGAGAUACCAUUCGAUACACUCCCGCUGACCAUCCAGCACGCCGCUAUAGUCACUCGCGGUAUCGGCCUGUCAAAUCUCUGGGUCGAUGCCAUGUGCAUCGUCCAGGAUGAUGAGGAGGACAAACUUGGCGAGAUUUCUCAGAUGCACGCCAUUUAUCGCAACUCAUGGGUGACUAUAGCAGCAGCCGAAGCAAGGACCUGCAAUGAUGGAUUCCUUCAACCACGGUCGGACUGGCAGCCGGUCAAGAUGAAGGCUAGGUUCGACGACAACGUCUUUUCCGAGGUCACCAUGUUCCCUCGAGGGCAAUCAUGCAGACCAGACGCACCUCUCUUUCAGAGAGGCUGGACAAUGCAGGAGACUUUACUCUCAACUCGAGUUCUGCUGUACGGCGCCAGAGAGUUGACCUUCCUCUGCAUGCAGGAUGAACAAUCAGAGGGUGGCGUUCCGCCAACUGUGCGACAAUAUCAGAUGUUGUUUGACCCUGGAAGCAACACAUACGUUGGGAUGGACCAUCCAGAGAGCUGGGGCUAUCUGGUCAGCGCUUAUUCGCAGCGAAAAUUGUCGCUUGAGGACGACAAGCUACUCGGGAUAGGUGCCUUGGCUGCGUCUUACGGACGAACAAAGAACACCAAGGAAUACUUUGCCGGAAUGUGGAAAGAGAACUUUCUUCAGCAGUGUCUGUGGACAACGCAGACGUAUACUAGUGGAGAUAGGGUUCCAAGGCGGCCAGCAAAGUACCGGGCUCCUUCAUGGUCAUGGGCGAGUACGGAAGGACAAGUCUCCAGCUUUGGAGUAUCAGCCAACAUGCCGGCCAUGAUGCUGCCCGAGACAAUGCCACCGAUCACUACCUGCGAGAUCGUUGACUUGGAAGUCAAAACAGUACCGGCGGGAAAUCCUUUUGGUAUGGUCACCGACGGCCACCUCAAAAUUCGAGGAAAGCUUCGACAAAUUGUUUGGUACAACAGUGGUUGGAGCUUGGAUGGCUAUGUAUACCCAUUGCGGGAUACCGAUGAGCCCCAGCUGAAUGAGCGUGGCCGCCGCGUUAAUCCAGGGAUGACUGUCCAGAUCGAUCAUCCAAAAGACUGGCCCCUUGGAGAGGAAAUCCUGCUCUGGAGCUUGGAGAUUUGCAAGACUAGCGAAGGACAAGGCUACGCUCUCCUGCUUAACGAGGCGGGUGGUCACAACGAGACGUUCCAGAGAGUCGGUCGCUUAAAUGUGAUUGAAAGGACGAACAAUUGGUUCGAUACCGAGCAUGAACUGCGCGAGAUCAAGAUAGUUUGA
This is a messenger RNA of Colletotrichum karsti, 1440 nucleotides long. RefSeq lists its product as uncharacterized. The record is from RefSeq and is a predicted model, not a curated record. The transcript has a single exon. The coding region runs from base 1 to 1440 and encodes 479 amino acids. Lineage: Eukaryota; Fungi; Ascomycota; Sordariomycetes; Glomerellales; Glomerellaceae.